AGCAGAGAGAAGAUGAGGAAAAAGAAGAAACCCCCACCCACUCCACCCUUUCCAAUUUCAUCAUACUCAAAGACAGAGUUUUUUCUUAGAAAGAAACAGUCUCAGGAAAAAACACUUGUUCAAACUCAAGAACUGAUCCGAACUUGAUAGCCAUAUAGACCAAGAAAGAGAAGAAUUUGGUGCUGGAAUUUUCUGAUUUUCAUAAAAAAGUUUCACUUGUUGGGGAAACCCAUUUUCAGAUUUUAUUUCUGAUGAAAAAUCUGCAAAUUUGAGGAUUUGGCGGAGGAUUUCCUGUAUCAAACAGAGAUCUUGAGGGAGGAUGGAGAAGGAAGAGAAGAAUGAGGAAACAGAAGUAUUCUGUUUGCAGUGGGGAAGUAGAAAGAGACUCCGAUGUGUGAGAGUCAGAGGACCCCAACCUUGCAGAUUUCGCCGCAAAAUAUCAUCAUCUCAUUUCGCCACAACUAAAGACACCCUUUUCCCUCUUACCCCUCUUCGUCUUACCAGGAAUUCAGAAUCGGCGAUGCUUAGAUCGGAGGCAAGAAAAUCUUCUUCACCGGAGAAAGAGGAAAGGUGUUACACAACAAGAGGGUCAGCGGAGGAGAACGGCAAAAUUCUGGUGGAUAGCGCUGCAGUAAGUGGCGGCGAGAAUAACAUAGUUUGGCCAAAGUUGUAUAUAAGUUUGUCAAGCAAAGAGAAAGAAGAAGAUUUCAUGGCUAUGAAAGGUUGUAAACUUCCUCAAAGACCUAAGAAGAGGGCUAAACUUAUUCAAAGAACUUUACUUUUGGUGAGUCCGGGAGCAUGGUUGUCGGAUAUGUCUUUAGAGAGGUAUGAAGUCAGAGAGAAGAAGACUUCCAAAAAGGUACCAAAAGACCAAGAGGGUUGAAAGCCAUGGGCAGCGUAGAGAGCGAUUCCGAAUGACGAAGGCUCAAUAUGAACUGGCUCUAAGCUUUCUUCUCCCUUUUUUUUGGGGUACGUUUUUGUCUUCCAUGCCAAUUUUAGGGGGCAGACAAUUUAUUUGGUUGUCUCGACUUUGCUGUUGAUGAGAAGAUUGUCCAUGGGGAAUCAUGGUUGUAUCUAUUGGAAAUCUAUCCACAAUUUGUAGUUCUAGUGCCAUUCCUUUUUAUGUGAAAUCAAAGUAAUUCCCUCCCCCCUCCCAAAUUUCGAGCCUAAA
Messenger RNA from Nicotiana tabacum (common tobacco), 1171 nucleotides. RefSeq lists its product as uncharacterized. The record is from RefSeq and is a predicted model, not a curated record. Lineage: Eukaryota; Viridiplantae; Streptophyta; Magnoliopsida; Solanales; Solanaceae.